AUGGAAGAUUUUUAUAUUUUUCCACAGGACCCUCAAGAAAAGAAAAAUGAACUACUUUUAAAUAUUUUGUUUGAUAAAAAUGAUGGCCUAGAGCAGCUUAUAGAUUCCCUCAAGGAUUGGUAUCCAUGGGUUGAAUUUGAAUUAAACGAAUCAUUGAAAAAUGUUUCAUCAAAGAAGGCUUCCUGGGUUGAAGCUGUGGUUGAGAACUUGAUUCCUGCUCUUCCUCGGAGAAAUGUCUCUCGUACAGUUUUGUUGAAUCAAACGAGAGCUGAACUGAGACAACUACAGAAAGGCCAUUAUGUAGUACUGAUUGGCAUGAGUGGCUGCGGCAAGUCCACUCUGGCUUCUGAAGCACUAAAUCAUGACCUUCUUAUUGAAAACUUUGAGGGCAAGGUUAUAUGGCUGAGUUGUGGUCCGGAAGCAUACACUGGGGAUGAAAAUGAAUUACUUGGUCUAAUGAUACAGUUAAAUGAAAGAAUUUGCAAUGAAGAUCUUGUAACUGAUGGUAAAACUGUAAAUUUGAAAACCUUGAAGAUAAAACUAUAUAAAAGAUUUCAUGAAAGCAGAUUCAAAGAGGGGUUAUUGGUGCUAGAUGGUGUAAAUUCAGAAGAGAUAAUUGAAGCUUUGAAUAUCGGGUGUAAAACAUUAGUUACAACACAUGAUGAAAAUGUCAUGAACAAGCAAGGCAAUCGCUACAAAGCAAUAAAAGUGAAUGAAGGCUUUACUGAAGAAGAAAGUUUGUUUCAUCUCGCUUCAUGUGUAGGCUUAUCUGUGGAGAAUCUGCCUAGUCAAGCAAAACUAAUACACUUAAACGGAAAAGGUCACCCUCUGGUAAUGUCACUUAUUGGGGCACAUCUUGAAGAUCAACAAGAGGAAGCUAGAAAUAAUCAAAAGCCUUGGAAGUCUUGCUUGGAUGUAUUAAUUAACAAGGACUAUGGAAACUUGAAGAGACAAAGCUAUGGAGGUGUUAAAGUUAUGCCAAAUACAAUUGAUUUAUGUAUAAAUAACUUAGCUCCAGAAAAACAAAAUAAAUAUCAAGAUUUUGCUCUUUUUGUUGAAGAUGUCAACAUAAAAACUGAAGUUCUUGAAAUCUUAUGGGGGCUGUCAAGUUUUGAAGUAACCAAAUUGAUGGAUGAGUUUCUCACUAAAUCACUUGUUGUACGAAAAUACAACACUGGCAAAAAGUACUACGUCUAUGCUGUUCAUGAUCUUUUACUUUAUCACCUCAAGAAGCCAUUAGAGAAAGAAGACAAACUUAAGGACCUGCAUUUGAAAUUAAUUUCUCGUUAUGAAGAAUCAUGCAAUGGCAAUCUGGCAUGUUUGCCAAAAAGUGAUAACUACAUCUGGUAUUAUAUAGGUUAUCACAUUGCCAACUCAAGAAAUUACAGUCUGUUCUUAAAAUGGUAUUUUAAUUUGGACUUUGUUGAAGCAAAAUUGAAAGUAACUGGACUAGCAGAUCUGUUAACAGAUUACAAACGAUAUAGCCAUUUGUUUACCAUCGGAAAGUCGCAGGAUGAGUCAUCAGAGAUCUUAAAACAGCUGUCAGACUUUGUAAUAUUUGUGGAAUCGUAUGGAGUAGACGUGCGCAGGAACCAUGGACCUGAUAUUGUGCAGUGUGCGUUACAAGAGCCCCAUGAUAGUGAAGUGUACAAGAUAGCUGUCAGUCAGGUCCAGCGUAGACCCAACUCUGCUUAUCUUCGCUUCCAACAUGGUCUGAGAGGUGGUACUCUUGUGAACUUGCCAUUGCAGUUGGGGCCUUCAAAGAAUAGAUCAAUUCCCUCCACAAUACAAACCAAAGAACGAGUUUCUGCUGCUUGUUUUUUAAAGAACAACAGUGAUGUUCUCGUUGCUUUAGAAUCAGGAAACAUUGAGGUCAUGAACAAAAAAGGUUAUGUGACUAGAAUCUACGAAGGCCAUUCUGAAAAAGUGACAAGACUUUCCGUGUCUCUGGUCAAAGAUAUUUUCCUGUCAGUCUCAGAGAAUUGUGUGAAAGUUUGGCAUCUGCCUGACUUGGACUCUUCCGUUCCACUUGAAUCAGGGAAUCGAACUCCCUCACCAAGCCAGCGACAGAAAUAUUUUACAGAUAUAUUUAAUCAUAAAACAGUGGAAAAAAAAGAAAGUUGGAUAACAAAAAAUAUAAAAUUUGUUGACUGGGCAGCCUUCUCUACAAGUGGUUCCCUUAUGGCGACUUGUUGCUCAAGAUUACAAUUAGUUCAGGUUUGGGAGUUAAGCUACAGAGAACCUCUCCCAAGAAGGAUUCGUGUGUCAGGAACAACUUGUGUUUUUCUCCAACAAUGAUGAAUUUCUCAUAAUUGGAGCUUCAAAUAGCCAUAUUUACAUACAUAAUGUGAUCAGCAACAAAUCUGUGAACCAACUAGUUGACUCCUAUCCAAUAUUGGCAUUGUUUGCUCU
Messenger RNA from Homalodisca vitripennis (glassy-winged sharpshooter), 2412 nucleotides. Its product is annotated as apoptotic protease-activating factor 1-like. Bases 1 to 2298 code for a protein of 765 amino acids. The record is from RefSeq and is a predicted model, not a curated record. Gene Ontology annotation, molecular function: protein binding; ADP binding. Lineage: Eukaryota; Metazoa; Arthropoda; Insecta; Hemiptera; Cicadellidae. The transcript is spliced from 16 exons.